AAACAGAUGAUUUGGUUGCUCUGCUGCAGCACUUCGUAUAAUCCAAUCUUGUUCUCUCCCCCACCAAAAAUCAAGACGUGUGGGUGCCCCGCGGCACUCGCUAUUGGCCGUGUCCUGCUCUUGAAGACUGGAUCGGUUAUUAGUGCGGGAAUGUCGGUGAGCCACAUGCGGUUUCUCUUACAAAUAGCAUCGCGGUGGUGAGUCAUAAAACCUUAUCCCUCGCCACAUACAUAAGGUGAUUAUCUUGGAAACGAAAAGAAUAAGGGCGAAAAUAAUACUCCGAUGCGUUUCAGCCGUUGGCUUGAUGGUUCUGCCGCCUCAUGACCCAAGUACGGAGUAGUGGGAUGAUAGUUGGGCUUCGGGGCGUUGCAAUUGGCCGCCCGUAAUCAACUGCGACAUUUUAGGGCGUUGAUAAGGAGGUGUGUCAUCGCGAGAUUGACUUGUUUUCUACUAGCUCUUCGCAGUCCUCCCGUAGUUUCCUGCGGCUGGAUUUAUUGAGUGGUUGCAGGGGGCGGCUGUGGGA
Messenger RNA from Lasiosphaeria miniovina, 523 nucleotides. RefSeq lists its product as uncharacterized. The coding region runs from base 7 to 201 and encodes 64 amino acids. NCBI's taxonomy places the organism in Eukaryota, Fungi, Ascomycota, Sordariomycetes, Sordariales, Lasiosphaeriaceae. The transcript is spliced from 2 exons. The record is from RefSeq and is a predicted model, not a curated record.